This is a messenger RNA of Eremothecium gossypii ATCC 10895, 678 nucleotides long. RefSeq names its product histone H1 (gene HHO1). The record is from RefSeq and is marked provisional. The coding region runs from base 1 to 678 and encodes 225 amino acids. The transcript is spliced from 2 exons. Gene Ontology annotation, biological process: chromosome condensation; nucleosome assembly; negative regulation of DNA recombination. NCBI's taxonomy places the organism in Eukaryota, Fungi, Ascomycota, Saccharomycetes, Saccharomycetales, Saccharomycetaceae. Gene Ontology annotation, molecular function: nucleosomal DNA binding; double-stranded DNA binding; structural constituent of chromatin. Gene Ontology annotation, cellular component: nucleosome; nucleus.
AUGGGACCAAAGGCCACGAGCGGGACCCGGGGACGGGGGAAGAAGGUGGGCACGAAGACGGCAGCGCCGCUUCCGAAAUACAAGGACCUGAUAGUGGAGGCGGUGGUGAGCCUGGCCGAGCGGGGCGGGUCAUCGCGGCAGGCGAUCAAGAAGUUCAUCCGGGACAAGUACGCGGUGGGCGCGAAGUUCGACGGGCAGUUCAAUCUGGCGGUGAAGCGCGGGCUGGAGGCCGGGGAGCUGGCACAGCCGAAGGGGCCGGCAGGGUCGAUCAAGCUGUUGAAGAAGGCGGCGCAGCCGAAGCCGGAGGAGGCGAAGCGGGCGGCGAAGCCCGCGAAGAGGGUCGUGAAGGCGGCGAAGCCCGCGAAGGCGAAGCCCGCGAAGGCUGCGAAGGCUGCGAAGCCCGCGAAGCCGGUGAAGGCGGCGAAAGCGGCGAGCGCCGUGAAGCCGGCGGCGCGGAAGCUGGCGAAGCCGGUCGUGAAGAAGGUCGGCAGCAAGAAGGUGGCCACGAAGAACGCGGUGGUGGGCAAGAAGUCGGUAGUCUCGAGCGCCGCGUCCAAGAAACUGCUCGCGAAGAAAGCGGUGCCGAAGAAGACAGCCGGCCGCAAGCCCCUCGUUGGGAAGAAGGUGGUUGCCGUCUCGCGGAAGCCAGCGGCAAAAAAGCUGGCCAAGAGUGCCUAG